Molecule: messenger RNA, 1383 nt
Organism: Thamnophis sirtalis
Lineage: Eukaryota; Metazoa; Chordata; Lepidosauria; Squamata; Natricidae
Product: proto-oncogene Mas
Biological process (GO): G protein-coupled receptor signaling pathway
Cellular component (GO): plasma membrane
Molecular function (GO): G protein-coupled receptor activity
Source: RefSeq, a predicted model, not a curated record
AUGUUUCACUAUCUUCUGGUGGAAGAUGUUCUGAUAGUGCCCAUUUUUGGCACGAAGCUUCUGGUGAUUCCUGGUUUGGUGCCUCUUGGGAUUGAAAUUCUGCUGGUUCAUCCGAUGCAGUUUCCUCAGAGUCACUUUAACGUGCAAGCUAACAGGAUUCAUCAGAUUCAUCAGAAAAAGAUCUCCUCCUUCGAUUCCAAACGAGACCAGCUGAUUCCAUCUGGAGAUUCCUCCUAUCAUCGCCAGGUGGUCCACCUUAUCCACGGAUUUGAACUCUUUUGCAUAAUGGAGGAGCAAUUUGAUUACUCAUCAGGUAGUGGAUCAAACACAAUAAUACAACAGAACGUGCCUGCUGUGGUACACGGAAUACACGUGAUACAGAAUGAUUUUGAACCUCUUCUAAAUCCUGGGAGUGGAUAUGAACCAGUUGACCUCCCUUUCAAUACUAAUGGAACUGCUUCAAAUGUUUCCAAAAUACCAGAACUGUUUUCUUCUCCUUAUGACCAACUGUUUGAUAAUGUAACACAAAACCUUCUCAAUGGCUUCAUUGCCCUUAUUUGCAUUUUGGGCCUGCUGGGAAACGGAAGGACAAUUCACCUCCUGGCCUUUUCCAUUAAGAGGAAUCCUUUCACCACCUUCAUCCUGAAUCUCUCCAUCGCUGAUUUUGGGGUCCUCACAUCCCUCAUUACUGCAGCUAUAUUUGUGUCAGUGUCUACUCUGAGUCACAGAACAUACACUCUCGAUGUCUUUUUCUUCUUACUUUUUGAGUUCUUUUUCUUCACCUAUUCUGCCAGCCAGUUUCUGCUGACGGCCAUCAGCCUGGACAGGUGCGUUGCUGUCCUCUUCCCUCUCUGGCAUCGCUGCCAUCGUCCUCCAUAUUUGCCUACUCUUGUUUGUGUCCUCAUCUGGAUCCUCUCCUUCCUGCUCUCUGCGGUGCACUUCAUUCUCCAUCAGACCAGGACUAUUGGAAAGUCACCUUUGGUUCACCAGCUGAUUGUCAAUGGUUUACUUUGCACACCUCUCAUGGUUGCGUCUACGGUGACUCUCUCAUUUUACAUAAGGUCUAAAAUGCAACGCAAUCAAAGGAAGCUUCUCACCACCAUCUUUCUGGCUCUCCUUUGCUUCCUCCUGCUUUCUCUCCCAAUGAAUGUCUUUUAUGCCAUGGAAUAUUUUGAUAGACAUAAUCUCCUCCUCAUGACCAUUGGGAUAGAAUGUGCCAUUCUCAACAGCAGCAUCAACCCACUCCUUUAUUUCUUAGUGGGGAGGAAGAAGAGGGGAAAGGGUCAGCCCAGAGCAUCUUACAAGGUUGCUCUGCAAAGAGUCUUCAAGGAUGAGCAGGGAAGCCUGGAAGAGCAGGCAAACAUGAAGGAAAGCCAGUUGUGA